Closterium sp. Naga37s-1 is the source of this 1800-nucleotide messenger RNA. Lineage: Eukaryota; Viridiplantae; Streptophyta; Zygnematophyceae; Desmidiales; Closteriaceae. The record is from the annotation of a GenBank genome assembly.
AUGGAGGCUCGAUUGCGUACAGGUGGCAGAGAGGAGGGAGAAAGUGAUGCAGGAGAGUCAGAGAAGACCGAGAGUAGGGUGAGAAGAGAGGAGGUGGAUGGCAGAGGAGCGCGUACGAGACGUGAGAGGAGAGCAACGGAAGUGGAGGACAAUAUUGACGGAUGCGGGUCGAAGCGUGGAGGGAGGGGAGGAUGGAAGGAGACAGAGGAGGAGGAAAAGGCAGUGGCUAUGAUUGCUGGAGUGUUGAGAGAGAAAUUCGGGCCUCAGAUUGUGAGGGAGGAGGUGGAGGAGGAGGGGUGUACAAACGGAAGGAUUACGGAUGAGGAGGACGCUAAAGGACGACACGAAGAGGAAGAGGUGGGGUAUGGGGAUGAGGAAACAGAGGGCUUAGAAGCUGAGGCCGAAGAGGAUGAGGAAGGGAACGAGGGGGAAGACGCAGAAGCAGAAGAAGAAUUGGAAGCAGAAGCAGAAGCGAGUGAGGAGGACGCACCACCCACCACAUCUCCUCCCACACCCCUUCCUCCACGCAACAGCCCUCGGGUCGUAUCUCCUUCCUCCCUCCUCUCCCUCUACCGCUUCUUCUCCUCCCACCUCGGCAUCUCCUCCCCUUCCACUGUCGCUUCCCUCCUCGUCUCUUACCCUUCGCUCCUUCGGUCUGAUCCCACCAAUGAUCUUCUGCCACGUGUCCAGCUUCUCCAGUUGUAUGGCCUAUCCCGUGCUGACAUCUCAGUCAUCACACGCGUGGCCACCAAUCUCCGCCUCCUCCAGUCCUUCACCCCCCCUGACAGCCCCUCUGUUGCCAUCCAGAUUCUCCGCCAGGCCCCAACUCUCGUCAAUCUCAGCUCUCAGAAUCUCUUAGCUAAGCUCCAGUUCUUAGUGGAGCUGGUGGGGGAGAAGGCAGCAGAGAAGGUGGUGCGCAUCCAUCCGUCGAUUCUUAAGAUAUCGGUAGAGAACAUGCAAAGCAAGGUGGCAUUGCUGAGCGAUCUGAUUGGCCGAGAGAACGCUGUGCUUGCAGUGGCACGGAAUCGGAACAUGCUGGCAUCUAAUGCGGAGAACAUGCAGAGGAGUUUCAGAGAGCUUGUGCGAGAAGUGGAAGAGGCAUUGGAGGGUGGUGGUGAGCACGGUGGUGGGUAUGCAAGAGAAAGCCGGCCUUUUGAAGUGCCUCAAAAGAAUGCAAGAGGGUGUGCGGAACAGAGGGGGAGCGGCGCCGGCUCUCGAGCUGGCUCCAAGAGCUGGGCUGAAGCAACAGCAGCAGAAGAACCAGGCUUUAAGAGCAUUGCUGCCGCCACAGGACCAGGCUUUAAGAGCAUUGCUGGGACCACCAUAGCUCAUGAGAUGGUGAUGAAUCUGGUGGUGAAGGUUCCGACAUCUAUUCGCUUGGAUCAGCGAAUCAGACCGCGACAUAUGGCGCUACUGAGCAAGGGCUAUGUGUUCGUGCCACAUGAGGUGGCGCUGCCAAAGAAUAGCGCACAAAAAGGGGGGCACUUGGAGGGAGUUGGUAGCGGGAGGGGGGCAGAAGGGAAGGACGAGGAUAUAGAAGUGGUACCGGUAUAUGGGGAGGAUGAGGGUGAGAUGGAAGAGUUGGGGGUGAGGAAGGUUGAGUUUCAAAAUGUAUUGGAUUCUAUGCAAGACAGCUAUGCUUUGGUGGGGGGAAAAGGUGCUGCGGGCCAGCGCGGCGUGAAUGGGCAGCUGGGAAGGGAGGCGGUUUGCUUGAUUCAGUUGCUUGGAUGCUCAGACAAGGAGUUUGAAAAGAGAUUUAAGGUCGAGCUCGCACCGUUCAUGCCGGAAACUCGUCCUUAG